Quercus robur (English oak) is the source of this 7373-nucleotide messenger RNA. RefSeq lists its product as uncharacterized. NCBI's taxonomy places the organism in Eukaryota, Viridiplantae, Streptophyta, Magnoliopsida, Fagales, Fagaceae. The record is from RefSeq and is a predicted model, not a curated record. Gene Ontology annotation, molecular function: phosphopantetheine binding; heme binding; catalase activity. Gene Ontology annotation, biological process: response to oxidative stress; lipid biosynthetic process. The transcript is spliced from 8 exons. Bases 189 to 7139 code for a protein of 2316 amino acids.
ACAAAUAUUUUUCCAUCGUUUUGAUGUGUGUUUCAUGUUUUGUUUAUCAAACUUCUGGUGACAAUGGCACUGCAGGGAGGGGCACGAAGAGCAUAUUGAAUUGGACGAGCUAGCUUUGAAAGAAGUGGUUUUCUACUUCUUUCUCAUAUCUAAGGCAUUUCUGAUAGGAGUCCUAUACUAAAAAGAACAUGGACUCCAAAAAUCCCAUGGAAGGUCAGUUCUCCAAGCUACAUCCGUGCUUGCCUGUGAACACAAGAAUUGGGAUUGUAGGUGGUGGCCCAAGUGGUUUAUCAGCUGCUUAUGCAUUGGCUAAGCUUGGUUACAGUAAUGUGACCAUGUUAGAGAAGCACCAUACUGUUGGUGGCAUGUGUGAAUCAGUCGAAAUUGAAGGAAAGAUCUAUGAUCUGGGUGGUCAAGUUCUUGCUGCAAAUAGUGCUCCUGUCAUCUUUCACUUGGCAAAGGAGACUGAGUCUGAACUAGAAGAAAUGGACUCCCACAAGCUUGCCCUCAUUGACAGUUCUACAGGGGAGUAUAGAGAUAUUAAAGUUGCUGAUGAUUACCUAUCUGUCAUCUCACUGACCUUGGAUCUCCAGGAUAAAGCAAAAAACUCAGGUCAAAUUGGGGUCCAUGCUGUAAGUGAAUUUGCUUCAGACUUAACCCCAGUGUAUCUUGAGGGUCAUGGACUCAAUUCUGUUCCUAAAUCUGUGGCUUAUGGAUAUACUGCAUCUGGGUAUGGCUUUGUUCAAGACAUGCCUUAUGCCUACAUUCAUGAGUUCACUCGUACUUCCAUGGCUGGGAAGAUUCGACGAUUCAAAGGUGGAUAUACAAGUCUUUGGGAGAAGAUCAGUGAAUCACUUCCAAUAGAAGUUCACUGCAAUACCGAAGUAUUGGAAGUCAGACGCAACACUAAUGGUGUCACUAUUAAUGUUGAAAACUGUGGAGAAGUCAAAACUAUGGAGUUUGAUAAGAUAAUCAUCUCUGGUUCAUUUCCUCUAAAAAUUGGAAGAACAUACAGGUCACCAAUCUCAAAUACUACAGAAAGUGAAACAGAAGUAAUGGAUAUGGAUGAUCUUGAAAAGGAAUUGUUCAGCAAAGUACAAAUAAUUGACUACUACACCACAGUUUUGAAGAUAAAAGGGCUAGAACAUAUGCCUAUUGGAUUUUAUUACUUCAGUGACUAUAUAGAUGAUCCUGCAACAAUUGGAAAUCCGGUUGCAAUGCAGAAAUUCUAUGCUGAUAGUGAUAUUUUUUUGUUCUGGUCUUAUGGAAACUCAGCUGAUAUAAUGGGGCCAACUGUCACUGAGCUUGCAAUCAAAGCAGUUAAACCUAUGGGUGGAGAAGUAGAGAAGGUGGUUCUACAAAGGCGAUUCAAGUACUUUCCUCAUGUUUGCAGCCAAGAUAUGAAGGAUGGAUUUUAUGAGAAACUAGAAUCUAAAGUUCAGGGAUGGAAAAACACUUACUAUGUAGGCGGGCUUAUGGCAUUUGAGCUUACGGAGAGAAAUUCGUCAUAUGCAAUGGCUCUAGUCUGCAAGCACUUUGCAAAUAACAAUUCUUUGCCAAUGUAUCCUUAUGUUAAGAGUAUGUUCCCCUCGAAAGCAAGUUGCAAGGAAAGGAAUCGCAAUGAAUUAGGCGAGCUUCCAGGAGUGGAGUUUCCUGAUCUGUCUUCCCUUGAUGGCUAUUUGAAGCACUGGGGAACUCAUGGAGUCACUCAAAACAAAACCCUAUAUACUUGGAUUAAUGAGGAAGGUGCAAUGGUUUGCCAGAGGACUUACGCAAAACUUAAUGCCAAUGCUUCUUGCAUUGCUCAUAAGCUCUUGACAAAUCAAAAACCAGUUAUCAAGCCUGGUGACAGGGUUCUCCUAAUCCAUGUCCCCGGUCUAGACUUCAUUGAUGCCUUCUUUGGAUGCUUACGAGCUAAAGUCUUACCAGUUCCAGUUCUUCCCCCAGAUCCUUUGCAGAGAGGUGGGCAAGCACUUUUGAAAAUUGAAAACAUUGCUAAAUCAUGUGGUGCAGUGGCAAUUCUAUCAACCAUUGGUUAUCACUCAGCUGUUCGGGCAGGUUCAGUGAAGAAUUUGAUAACAUUGACAGCAAAAAAUGGGAAAUCCUCAGCUCAUUGGCCUAAUCUUCCAUGGUUGCACACAGAUUCUUGGAUUAAAAACUCGAAGAACUUGGCUUUGGAAGAUAUAGCUGAUCAAUCUGAAUCUCAACCAGGUGAUUUAUGUUUCCUCCAAUUCACUUCGGGUUCUACUGGUGAUGCCAAAGGAGUCAUGAUAACACAUGGUGGGCUCAUUCAUAAUGUAAAGUUGAUGCGAAGAAGAUAUAACAGCACCUCGAAGAUUGUACUUGUAAGUUGGCUUCCUCAGUACCAUGACAUGGGGUUGAUUGGAGGACUAUUUACAGCUCUUGUCAGUGGUGGAUCCGCAAUUCUAUUUUCACCACUAACAUUCAUCAAGAACCCAUUAUUAUGGCUUCAAAUCAUGAGCAAAUAUCAGGCUACUCAUAGUGCUGGCCCCAACUUUGCCUUCGAGCUAAUGAUUCGAAGAUUGGAAUCUGACAAAGGAAAGGUUCAAAACUAUGACCUUUCUUCCAUGGUUUUUCUCAUGGUUGCUGCUGAACCAGUUAGGCAGAAAACUCUGAAAAGAUUUGUUGAAAUUACUCGUCCUUUUGGCCUCUCUCAAGAGGUGAUGGCUCCUGGAUAUGGCUUGGCAGAAAAUUGUGUUUUUGUUAGUUGUGCCUUUGGGGAAGGGAAGCCCAUUUUCCUUGACUGGCAAGAAAGAGUUUGUUGUGGCUAUAUUGAUCCAAAUAAUGCAGAUGUUGACAUCAGAAUAGUCAAUCCAGAGACUAGCAAAGAACUUGAAGAAGACGGAAAGGAAGGAGAGAUAUGGAUUAGUAGUCCAAGUGCAGGAAUUGGGUACUGGGGUAGGGAAGAGCUGAGUUGCAACACUUUCAGAAAUGAGCUUCAGAAUCAUCCUGGACGUAAAUACACUAGAACCGAAGACUUGGGACGAAUAAUUGACAAAAAUUUGUUCAUCACUGGAAGAAUCAAGGAUCUUAUCAUUGUAGCUGGAAGAAACAUUUACUCAGCAGAUGUAGAAAAAACAGUUGAGAGCUCAUCUGAACUUUUACGCCCAGGUUGCUGUGCUGUCAUUGGAGUUCCGGAGGAAGUCCUGUCAAAGAAAGGGAUUUCAGUUCCAGAUGGGUCUGACCAGGUUGGUUUGGUGGUAAUUGCAGAGGUUAAAGAUGGUAAACCUGUUGGUAAGGACGUAAUUGAUCAAAUUCAAGCUCGUGUUGCAGAAGAACAUGGUAUCAGUGUUGCUUCAGUCAAGCUUAUCAAACCCAAAACCAUUAGUAAAACAACAUCUGGGAAAAUAAAGAGAUUUGAAUGUCUCAAACAGUUUGUUGAUGGUACUCUAAAUAUAGUACCAGAACCAAGAUUGCCAAGAAGAUCAUUGGUCCAAUCCUUCACCACAAGAACUUGUAGGGAAGGAAAAACACCUAGGCCUGAGCUAGUGAGAAGUUCUCCUCUAUCAAGCCCCAAACUAAGUAAUAAGGAAAUUGUGGAGUUCUUGAGAGGGCUAGUUUCUGACCAAACUGGUAUUCCAGUCAAUAACAUCUCUGCCACUGAGAACCUGGUUUCUUUUGGAGUUGAUUCAAUUGGUGUGGUCAGAGCUGCUCAAAAGCUUUCAGAUUUUCUAGGAGUGCCAGUUGGGGCUGUAGAUAUCUUCACUGCAACCUGCAUUUCAGACUUGGCAAGUUUCUCAGAAGAGCUUUUAAAAAAGUCUCAGCCUCAACUAAUGAGCUCUCCAUCUUAUGCUCUAGAAACUGAGAUUGAUUCUAUUGAGCUGGAGAUGGAGAUAUCAAAAUCUUGGCAAUUGGUAAUCUGGUUGUUCCAACUUCUGGCUCUCAUUUAUGUUACUAGCAUGCUGGUCUUUCCUGCUUAUUCAUCAAUAACUUCUUUCACAAGUUUCACCUCGGCGAUCCAUAUAACAACAGAUGGGAUUCCCUGGUUGCAUUAUUUGUCUUGCCUGACUUUAGCUCCUCUUGCUUGGAUCCUUUGCAUAUUUUCCACUUGCAUUUGUAUUGCAUUCUUUGGGAAUUCUUUCUUAAGACCAAAUUAUGUCUUGACCCCUGAAAUAUCCAUCUGGUCAAUUGAUUUUGUUAAGUGGUGGGCACUUUACAAGGCUCAAGAAGUUUCUUCAAAAGUUUUCGCAGUACAUCUAAGAGGAACAGUAUUUCUCAAAUACUGGUUUGAGAUUCUUGGAGCAAGAAUUGGAUCCUCAGUUUUGCUUGAUACUGUUGACAUCACAGACCCGUCUUUGGUUUCAAUUGGAGAUGGAGUUGCAAUUGCAGAAGGGGCUUUAAUUCAAAGCCAUGAGGUAAAGAAUGAAGUCUUAAGCUUCCUUCCAAUUAGAAUUGGCCGAAAUUCUUCGGUUGGUCCUUAUGCUGUUAUCCAAAAAGGAGGCAUUUUGGGAGAAGAGGCUGAGUUACCACCCUUGCAAAAGAUUGAAGGAGGCAAGCCUCUACUCAAAUCUGCUAAGGCUAAUAAGGGUGCUGUGUCCCCAGAUUUUGCUAGUAAAACUCAAACUGACGCCAUUUACCACUUCAUUGGCAUCUAUGUGGUUGGAUUCCUCGGCUCUCUCUCUGCAGCUAUUCUCUACUUUCUCUACAACUGGCUAUCUCAAACACCUCCCUCCUUUCAACACUUUGCAUUCUUUUGCAUAGCUGGAAGCUUCCACUGGAUGCCAUUCACCAUCUUUGCAUAUGCCAUGGUCUUUGCUGAAGCCCCCUCAAACUCAAUUAGCUUUGCUAUCUCAAUUGCAUUGGCUUACUUAGCUCAUGGCAUGACACUCAGCUUCCUCACAUGUGCUUCGACUCGUUUACUCGAUAGUAAACAAGAAACAAAACAGUCCCACUUGAAAACUUGGCUUCGCCAUCGAAUUACCAUUGCCUGCCACCUUAGAUUUGCCAAGCUCUUGUCUGGAACAGAAGCCUUCUGCAUGUACUUACGCCUUUUGGGUGCAAAAGUCGGGAAGCAUUGUUCUAUCAGAGCUAUUAACCCAGUGUCAGACCCACAGCUAGUUUCAUUAGGCAAUGGUAUCCAUCUUGGUGACUUUAGCCGGAUCAUUGCUGGGUUUUAUUCCUCCAGUGGGUUUACUCAAGGGAAAGUUGAGGUGAAAGAUAACUCAGUUAUUGGGAGUCAAAGCUUAGUUCUCCCUGGUUCAGUUGUUCAAGAAGAUGUUAUCCUUGGUGCACUGUCAGUGGCUCCUACGAAUUCAAUACUCCAAAAAGGUGGUGUUUACAUUGGCUCUCAAGCUCCCAUCAUGAUUAAGAACACUGCUCGUGGUUUGGAUGAAAGGAUAGAAGAAAUGGACAUGAAAUACAAGAAAAUAAUUGGCAAUCUGGCUGCAAAUUUGGCUGCCACAACUCUGAAGGUUAAAACAAGAUAUUUCCAUCGAAUUGGUGUUGGAGGGAAGGGACACUUGAAAAUAUAUGACAACAUUAAAGGCUUACCGGACCAUAAGAUCUUCUCUCCUGGAAAGAGCUACCCUGUCAUUAUCCGACACAGCAAUAGCUUAAGUGCUGAUGAUGAUGCAAGGAUAGAUGCACGCGGCGCAGCAGUGAGAAUACUUUCAGAUAAACCCGGUGAUGACUCCUCACUCCUUGACUUGACACUAAAAUCAGGCAAUGCAUUUUAUGCACGCACUAUUGCUGAUUUUGCAACAUGGCUUGUGUGUGGCCUUGCUGCGAGGGAGGAACAUGUCAAGCGAGAACCGCAUGUACGUGAUGCAAUAUGGAAUUCCCUCCGUCACGCUAACUCAUAUGCUGAGCUGCAUUACUACUCCAAUAUCUGCAGGUUGUUCCGGCUUGCAGAUGGACAGGAAAUGUAUGUGAAAUUCAAGUUGAGGCCUUACGAUGAGACUAUUGGUGAGGAUUCUGGUAAGGUUGAGCCUACUGGAAUUCUGCCACCUGAAACAGGAGCAAUUCCUAGGGAUGAAAAUGACACUCGCCCUUUACUUUUCCUGGCUGAUGAUUUCCAUCGUCGUGUGAAUUCGCCUAAUGGCAUUCAUUACAUUUUCCAACUGCAAUUCCGGCCAGUUCCACACGAUGAGUCCACCCGCGACAUAGCACUUGACUGCACCAAACCAUGGGAUGAGGCUGAUUUCCCAUGUAUUGAUAUUGGAGAGAUUAGUAUUGAUCAAAGUCUCUCUAAGGAAGAAGCAGAAGGAUUGGAGUUUAAUCCUUUUCUUCGAUGCCAUGAAGUGGAUGUUAUCAAGGCUUCUUCAUGCUCCCAAAGCGCUUCGAUUGAUCAUGGCCGUUCAUUGAUCUAUGAGAUUUGCCAGCAUUUGAGAAAUGGUGAACCUCUUCCAGAGGCAUGGAGGAUCCUUCUAGAACAAUCUGAUGUCAAAGUAGACCUUUCUGGUUGUCCAAUGGCAGCAGCAUUGGAAAAGAAAGAAACAAAAACAGUGGCCCUUGCUAGGACUUGGUACCAAACCUUGUGGGUUAUUUUUGCUCAACCAUUACUACAAAUAGUAUUUCCUUAUUUCAUGAUGGGUUUAGUAAUCUUUGCUCCUCUGAGCUUGAUUAUGAACUUGAAGGAUGCCAGGAAACUUUCACUGCAUUGGUUACUUCCUUUGUUUUGGAUAUCUUCGGGGCUUUUGGCUGGACUAGCAUGUGUUGUGGCAAAAUGGGUUCUUGUGGGAAAGAAGAAAGAAGGUGAAACAGUGACGAUUUGGAGUAAAAGGGUGUUCAUGGACACUAUAUGGCAAGCCCUUAGAACUUUAGCUGGUGAAUAUUUCAUGGAAAUGACAAGUGGCUCUAUCUUGUUUGUACUAUGGAUGAAGCUUAUGGGUUCAGACAUUGACAUGGACCAAGGGGCUUAUGUAGACAGCAUGGGAGCUUUGUUGAAUCCUGAAAUGGUGGAGAUUGAGAGAGGUGGAUGUGUGGGAAGAGAAGCUUUACUAUUUGGACACAUAUAUGAAGGUGAAGAAGGGAAAGUGAAGUUUGGGAAAAUCAAGAUUGGAGAAGAUGGGUUUGUUGGAAGUAGAGCUGUGGUCAUGCCCGGGGUGAGAGUGGAGAAUAGGGGCACUCUCAGUGCUCUUUCCCUUGCCAUGAAAGAAGAAAUUGUUAAGUCAAGGUGAAGGGUCUUUGUGCCAUCUUCAUAUGACAAGUAGUAGCCCUUUCAUUUUUACAAUAUAUAUAUAUAUAUAUAUAUAUAUAUUUGUCUGGCUAAUCCCUCCAAUAAAUUGCCAGCAUAAUAGAGAAUAAAAGUUUAGAUAUAAACUCUCUCUCAGCAUUGGUGUGUUGGAAGAAAAUUUGAAAUAGACGAGUCUCAGCCUUCAAAUAAUAAAAAAUUUAGUAGACAGUUUAUUAAU